AUGUGGCUGGUCCAGGAGCACUUGGGGACCAUGCUCCAGCUUGAGCUCCACCUCCUCCUCCACUUCCUGGUCUUGUGGGGUCCUGGGGGUCAGGGGGUCCUGGGGGAGCAGAUGAAGCCGGCCCAGGCUCCCCUCAUCCCCCACCGGCCCUUCCUGGUGGUCUGGAACGCCCCCACUGAGUCUUGCCGGCUGCGCUUCGAGGUUGACCUGGACCUGAGCGUGUUUGACAUCGUGGCCAACCUCAACGAGACGCUGAGCGGGCCCAAUGUCACCAUCUUCUACCACAGCCACCUGGGACUCUACCCCUACUACUCCAGCAGUGGGGCGGCAGUCCACGGGGGCCUGCCCCAGAACCAGAGCCUCCCCAAGCACCUGAACAAGGCCCGGGACGACAUCGACAAGCUCAUCCCUCACAAGGACUUCCGGGGGCUGGGCGUCAUCGACUGGGAGAACUGGAGGCCCCAGUGGGUCCGCAACUGGGGAUCCAAGGACAUCUACCGCAACCGGUCCAGGGAGCACGUCCGCUCGCUCCACCCCACCUGGCCCGACGGCAAGGUGGAGAAGGAAGCCAAAGAGAGCUUCGAGCGGUCGGGGCUGGCCUUCAUGAACUCCACCCUGGCCCUGGCCGAGGGCCGCCGGCCGGCCGGCCUCUGGGGCUUCUACCUGUUCCCCGACUGCUACAACUACGGCUACAAGCGCCACCCCCAGCGCUACACCGGGGAGUGUCCCGACGUGGAGCACGUGCGCAACGACCACCUGAUGUGGCUGUGGCGGGAGAGCACGGCGCUCUACCCCUCCGUCUACCUGGACUACGAGCUGCGUUCCUCCGCCAACACCGUCAAGUUCGUCCACUACCGCGUCAAGGAGGCCAUGAGGAUCGCGUCCAUCGCCCGCACGGACCACACGCUGCCCGUGUUUGUCUACUCCAGACCCUUCUACGCUUACACCUUCGUGGUUCUUUCAGAGAAGGACCUGGUCUCCACCAUCGGAGAGAGCGCUGCCCUGGGCGCUUCAGGGGUGGUUCUCUGGGGGUCCUCGGAAUACGCUAGCUCACAGAGGAACUGCCUGGCGGUGAAGCAGUACAUCGACGGCCCGCUGGGUCACUACGUGGUCAACGUGACGUCGGCCGCCAAACUGUGCAGCCGGGCGCUGUGCCAGAAGAACGGGCGCUGCGUCCGCAAGAGCCUGGGCUCCGGCGCCAUGCUGCACCUCCCCCGCCGCUCUUUCAGCAUUCAUCGCCGCCCCCAGGGCCCCACCAGGAGUCCACCCCAUGGGGCCCCACCACAGGGCCAAGGGGCCCCAGAGCCACACUACAGAGUCAGAGGCCGCCUCUCCCAGCAGGACCUCCUGGACAUGAGGCACAGGUUCUCCUGCCAGUGCUACCAGGGCUGGACGGGGGUGCACUGUGAGGUGCCCCAAGCCCCGUCCCCUGGCCAUGCCCCUCUGCCCCGCCCCCGGCACGGCGGGCUGCUUUCGUUUCACUCCUCCUGCCUCGUCAUCAUCACUUUCCUGGGCUUCAGUCUGCUCGUCAAGUACCUCACCCUUUAG
This is a messenger RNA of Gadus chalcogrammus (walleye pollock), 1548 nucleotides long. RefSeq names its product hyaluronoglucosaminidase 6 (gene hyal6). Lineage: Eukaryota; Metazoa; Chordata; Actinopteri; Gadiformes; Gadidae. Bases 1 to 1548 code for a protein of 515 amino acids. Gene Ontology annotation, molecular function: hyalurononglucosaminidase activity. Gene Ontology annotation, biological process: carbohydrate metabolic process; hyaluronan catabolic process. The transcript is spliced from 3 exons. The record is from RefSeq and is a predicted model, not a curated record.